AUGGAUAAGUUCUUUGAGAAUCAGUGGAUGGUCCUUAUGGCUGAAAUGUUGAAGCUCCAUUUUCAUGCAAUGGGGGAUUGCACUCAGAAGAAAGCCAGCAAGAGAGAGGGGGGAGAUGGUCCGGUUUUAAAGGGCAAGGUACCGAAUGAGACUUCAAAUAAAAGGGAGAAUUACAUUCCCUGGUUUUGUCAUUUAACUUGA
Molecule: messenger RNA, 201 nt
Organism: Ilex paraguariensis (yerba mate)
Lineage: Eukaryota; Viridiplantae; Streptophyta; Magnoliopsida; Aquifoliales; Aquifoliaceae
Source: the annotation of a GenBank genome assembly